Messenger RNA from Oncorhynchus tshawytscha (Chinook salmon), 1346 nucleotides. Its product is annotated as protein SYS1 homolog. The coding region runs from base 269 to 739 and encodes 156 amino acids. NCBI's taxonomy places the organism in Eukaryota, Metazoa, Chordata, Actinopteri, Salmoniformes, Salmonidae. Gene Ontology annotation, biological process: Golgi to endosome transport; protein localization to Golgi apparatus; Golgi to plasma membrane protein transport. The transcript has 4 exons. The record is from RefSeq and is a predicted model, not a curated record. Gene Ontology annotation, cellular component: Golgi membrane; trans-Golgi network.
UUCGUCAUCAGCUCCAGGUUAUCUCGUAGCUUUAUGGUGGGAUUUAAUGUCUGUUGUACUUUUGGAUAUCUCACUACCUAACACUCCGACUUGAUAUUGAAUAUCAGUACAAGUAGGCGACGCUUUGUAAAGUCAGUAAUACCUACUGCUAACAAGACAGCUAGUUAUGUUAGGUCUUGAGUCACUGACUCCCUAUACAUCAGAAGAGUAGCCUUGCACUAAUUGUCAGCUGCUCGGGGUUCCCUGUGUCCCCUCCUUAAGCGUUGGAAUGGGCAGUCAUUUCCGCAGCUACAUCUGGGACCCGGUCCUCAUCUUGUCCCAGAUUGUGUUGAUGCAAUGCAUCUACUACAGCUUUCUGGGUCUGUGGCUGGCUGGAGUGGAUAGUCUCGUACAAACCAACAGAUCGCUGGACCAGAUCUUCAGUUAUGAGGUUCUUGGUUUUGCAACAAUGCAGGGCAGACUCUCAAUGAUGGCAUUCAUCUUGAACUCGCUUACCUGUGCCCUGGGCCUGUGGUUCUUCAUCCGCCGAGGGAAGCAGUGUCUGGACUUCACCGUCACUGUGCACUUCUUCCACAUGAUAGGCUGUUGGAUUUACAACGCCCACUUCCCUGCGGCCCUGUCCUGGUGGCUGGUCAACGUGGCCUGCAUGGCUCUGAUGGCUGUGAUUGGAGAGUACCUGUGCAUGCGGACGGAGCUCAGGGCCAUCCCAGUCAACAGUGGACCUAAGUCUAACCUCUGACCUGACCCAACUCUGUGACACUGACUUACUCCCUGUGAAUUGUUCACCUACAGUUAUCUGUACAGUAUGAUGUGGGGUAUGACAUUUGUGCCCAAAGACUUGGUGGGACUGGGAAGUGAGCUGCAGUAACACAGUAGUUGUAUCUAGAGACAGAGAUGCUCAGAGUUGGAAGAUUGCACACCUCUCAAUGGAUUCAAGGACUUGGAGAUAAACUGAAUUGGUUCUGGUUGCUGUAUUAAUUUUUACACAUGUACUACACAUCUAAGAGUGAAUGCUAACUUCUUCCUUGAACCACAGACUAAGAUACCACUUUCUUUGAGACCGUUUGAAGCAGAGUUUAGUUACAAAGUGUUACAAAGAUCUGAAUAGUUUCAUAAUUGUAUUAAAUUAUGAUAUUAUCACAUGAUGAAUAUAGAGAAAUGGUUGUCAUGGACAUGCUUUUCGGUUAUAUCCUAUAAAGUUGAGAGAGAAAAAAGUGCAGCUUUAGUUGAGCCAGUUGAAUGAUAAACAUUGAACAUGAUACAAUAACAAACUAGUCAUACAUGUAAAGAACAGAUCACCAAAUAUGGAGUUCUAUUUUAUUCCUCAUUAAAGUAUGUGAGCUUGA